AGUCAUGAAAAGAAAAAAAUAUGUAUUGUUAUUCAAUGUGGGACGUAUAUACAAGUCAAGGCAAAGAAUAGAACCACAUUUUAUGCAUUUUCUUUCAUCAACUCCUUUAAAAAAGCUCUGACAAACUUCAAUAAGAUGUAAAACGUAAAAGAGUCUGGACACAAACGGUGUCAGAGAUUGUAUGACAUAUUGAAUUUUACAAGUUACCAAGUUAGAUCAUGCAGAUGGCUCGUUCUGUGAUUAAAACUGUACGAUCGACAAAUGAAGAGGAAAUUCAUGAGAUGAUGGCAUUGUGGCCGAGCAUUGUUCAUGAUAUUACGGAAUCGAUUAGUUUAAACAUUCCAGACGUUACUCUAUGGAUGAAAAAAGUUUUGCAAUAUAAUGUGCCAAACGGAAAAAAAGUUCGUAGUUUAGCAUUAAUUUAUGCUUACAAAUCAUUGGCAUCUGAUGAUCAACUUACGGAAGAUAACGUUCGUUUAGUACGGAUUUUAGCAUGGUGCAUAGAACUGUUGCAAGCUUAUCUGCUCAUAAUUGACGAUAUACAAGAUCGAUCAUUAUUCCGUCGAGGCCAACCUUGUUGGUAUCGACACAACGACAUAGGAUUAAUAGCGAUUAAUGAUGGUCUAAUGUUAGAGCAAGCUAUGUUUUAUAUAAUUCGAAAACAUUUCAAUACAAAAGAAUGUUACAUUAAUAUAUUAGAAACAUUUCAGGAUGUCAUCUAUAAGACAUUAAUGGGACAAUGCUUAGAUUUGCUUUCCAGCAAUUUCGAUAAAAAGCCCAAUGUAGAUUUCUUUACGUUGGAUCGAUAUAAUUCCAUUGUCGAGUACAAAACGUCGUAUUAUACGUUUAUUUUACCAGUAACUGCAGCAAUACACUUAGUAGGAAUAAAAGAUCCUGAGAUGUUCAGGCAAACAAAACUCAUCUUGUUAGAUAUGGGACGUUUGUUCCAAGCCCAAGAUGAUUAUCUGGCUUGCUAUGGAGAUUAUGAGGCCUUUGGCAAAGAUAAUACUGAUAUACAAGAAGGAAAAUGUACGUGGCUAGUUGUCACAGCUCUCGAUCGCGCUACUUCAGAGCAGCGUAAAAUUUUAAGAGAAUGUUAUGGAUUUUCGGAUCCGGAGAAAGUAAGACGCGUCAAACAACUCUUCAUUGAUAUGAAUCUGCCGAACAUUUAUUUAACAUACGAAGAACAAACAUACAAUUUAUUAAUUGGUCGUAUACGGCAGAUGUCAUGCGAACUUCUACGUAAUCUUUUCUUAGAUUUAUUAGAGGAAAUUUAUCAUAGAAAGUCAUAAAAGCAUUUCAUUGUUGAGUACUUACUGAUCAUAUUUGUGGUUCAAUUGUUCAGUAAUUUUAACUGUUUGAUACACUCUGCAUGUAAAUAGACAGAUACAUCUGUCAAUCUCUGCUAUACAAAUAAUUUAGCAUGAAAUAUCAUAUUCCUUAUCAUAUUUUUUAUUCAGU
This is a messenger RNA of Pogonomyrmex barbatus (red harvester ant), 1461 nucleotides long. RefSeq names its product farnesyl pyrophosphate synthase-like. Gene Ontology annotation, molecular function: dimethylallyltranstransferase activity; (2E,6E)-farnesyl diphosphate synthase activity. Lineage: Eukaryota; Metazoa; Arthropoda; Insecta; Hymenoptera; Formicidae. The record is from RefSeq and is a predicted model, not a curated record. Gene Ontology annotation, biological process: trans, trans-farnesyl diphosphate biosynthetic process. Gene Ontology annotation, cellular component: cytoplasm.